Etheostoma cragini (Arkansas darter) is the source of this 2292-nucleotide messenger RNA. RefSeq names its product zinc finger protein ZFMSA12A-like. Gene Ontology annotation, biological process: regulation of transcription by RNA polymerase II. The record is from RefSeq and is a predicted model, not a curated record. The coding region runs from base 163 to 2169 and encodes 668 amino acids. Gene Ontology annotation, cellular component: nucleus. Gene Ontology annotation, molecular function: RNA polymerase II cis-regulatory region sequence-specific DNA binding; DNA-binding transcription factor activity, RNA polymerase II-specific. The transcript is spliced from 7 exons. NCBI's taxonomy places the organism in Eukaryota, Metazoa, Chordata, Actinopteri, Perciformes, Percidae.
AGGAAGUAGUUUUCAGCAUGAGCAUUGAUCUUUCUUUAACUGUCAGUGGCACUUAGCGGAAAGCUGCAAGAAGCUCUUUUUCUCUGCAAGGACUUUCUUUUUGUCAUUUAAGAAAUAUUCCUCAGUGCCAUUUCAACUAUUAUAGCUCUUCGGGUGAAUAAAAUGGAGGGUCCCCUGCCCCUGUCCUCGCUGAGGCUCCUGGUUCCACCUCUGCGGGUGAUGACGGCUGUGAUGUGGAAGGUGGUUCAUCUGAGGAACAUCAGGCAUUAUGGGAAUGUGGAGGAGUUUGUGUCCUUGGUAGCUGAAGCUAUCCCUGACAUCUUGACGAACAGACAGAUGACACUGCUCACUCUGGGCUUAAGAGCGAGGAUGACAUUACAGAUUUUAAGUUCUGACCAGUCAGAGGACCUCACAGGUGUUAAAACACGCUUGAAUAGCCUCCUGGCAUCCAGCUCAAAACAGGUUCAUUCAGGUAAUGAAGAUCUUGAAGCCAACUUUGUCAGGCUUGUUCAAAGACUCCUGGAGGACCCAAAAGGGAGAGAGCACUAUCUCAAGAAUGUGUUUCCUGUGGAGUAUGGGCCUGACUUUGAUAACGCUCUGGAGACACUGGUUUGUGAGUUAUUUACCAAACUGGACGAGUUGCUGCUUAUACCAGACUUUAAACAGACCGCAGUGUGGAUCAGUGAUACACCCUCUGUGCUGGAAGAGUACAUGCAGUGUGUAUCCAAAGCCAAUGACCUCAGAGUACUUCUCAGAGAUAAGGCCCACCGUGGUAAAAUGGGCAAGAUGGAUACCCGUUUGACCUCUAUCUCAGAGCAGCAGCUCUUCUCAUCAUUAUCUCUCCCUCCUUCACUGCGAGAGUCCAACACCAAAGAUGUAGAAUCUCACACACAAACAUUUGACAUCCCAAGUGAAUUGGAGGGGAUUUCUCCUCAGGACGUGGAAGACAUGGCGAUACAGGAUGUGAGAUGGCCAUCUGAGGAGGAAACAGACAUUCUGGACACCACCCAUGCCAAACAGACAGGAGGGAAAUACUCCAUUCCUGAUGUUGUGGAGGAGUAUGAAGACGGAGGUUCAGACACCUGUUGGGUGCCCUCUACAUCUACUGAGAGUUCUAUAUUGCCAAGCUCUAAGAUUGGCCCUCCACAGCAGAGAGUUGCACACAAAUGCUCUCAGUGUGGAAAGUGCUUCAUUUACCGCUAUAAACUCCUGGAGCAUCAGAGGCUUCACACUGGAGAAAACCCUUUCAAGUGCUCUCAAUGCGGAAAGGCUUUUAGAAGGACCUCUGACAUGUCAACUCACAGGCGAUUACAGUGCGCAAAAGCAGCUUAUAUUUGUAUCAAAUGUGGGAAUAGCUUUCAAUCAAUACAGGACAAAUUAGGACACCGGUGUGGUCAUAGUGUCCAGAAGUUUGACUGUGGUCAUUGCGGAAAAAGCUUUAGAAAAAGGCACUUGCUAAGUAAGCAUGAGCUGACUCACACCCAGAACCAUAACUUCCCAUGCAGACAGUGUGGGAAAGUGUACUCCAGUAUGAGAGAGCUGAAAUCCCACCAGAAGAUUCACCCUCCUGAGCUGUCCAAUCAAUGCAUGCAGUGUGGGAAGUUCUUCAGCUCUGCUGCCAGUUUGACAGUACACGAGCUGCGCCACAGGCAACGGAGAACACAGAUCUGCGUGCGUUGUGGCAAAGCUUUUAAGAACAAACAUGACCUAAGUCUGCACAUGCGCAGUCACACAGGCGAGAGGCCAUUUCAGUGCACAUACUGUGGAAAACGUUUUUCUGCGUCAGGAAACCUGAACGUACACAUAAGGACCCACACUGGAGAGAAACCGUAUCUGUGCUCUGACUGCGGCAAGGGUUUUGUUUCGGCCGGCGAGUUGCAGAUACAUAGACGCACUCACACAGGGGAAAAACCUUACAAGUGCACUGUAUGUGAGAAGGCAUUCACCAUGGCAAGCAAAUUGACAAUUCAUAUGCGUAUUCACACUGGAGAGCGCCCUUACAUCUGUUCUGAAUGUGGGAAAGGUUUUUCACGUGGUGGCGAAUUGAAAAAACAUACCAUGAACCAUACGGGGGUGCGACCCUACGCUUGUCAUUUGUGUGCAAAGGCUUACACAUGCCACAAUCACCUGAGGAGACACCUGAAAACUCACAGUGUAGUGAAAAACUAGACUGUCUAAUUCCAUUGAUUACCAUUGUCAUUUUAUCAAAUUGAUGUUGUAGCAAUGCAACUAGCCUGUAUUGAUGUUGUGUUGACAGCAUGCAAUUUGUAAUACACUCACCCUCUCUUGUAA